AGGAAGGCCGCAUAUACGCACAUAUAAAAGUACUCAAUUAAUUAUACAAUCGUCAAACUUAAGAAUUGACUUGGUUAAAUUUGUCUGUACUAACAGAAUUUGUUUAAUUAUCACAGAUUUCAGGGUUUCUUACAAAGACUUACAAGGUGGGAUCAUGACCCACCCGCAAUAAAUGCCUUGCUCUAUAUCAAUCCCACAUCCUCUAUGAAAGUACUCAUAUUUGAAAAUGAUCACAUGCUUGGAUGUCAGAAAAAGUACAACAGUGUCAUAUUAUUUCUGGGUUGUAAAUGCUUUGAUCUUUAUAUUAGACUCAUACUCCUACAUUAUUGCUAUUAUUCACAGAAGACAACCCAGCAAGCGACAUGGAAUAUGAGAAUUCCUACAUGGAAAAUGCCUUAAUCAUUAACCAAGAAGUACAGAUUAGGCCAUGUGACCUUGCAGAAACAUUGAGGGUCAGUCAUGUUGUCCUUCAAGAAGGACCUGUAACCAAUAUUGAUGUUCACCCGAGAUGGUUGAUGUGCUGUGAGGCUCCGAAGGACAAUACACACCUUAAAAUCUUGCUCCAGACCUACUAUCACCUCAUUGAAGUGUCUGUGGACAAACACUUCCCUAACCUGCCAAAAGGAGGCGCUGUGAACCAGCUAGAGGGUUUCCUGAUAGAGAUGCAGACAACUGUGCUGCGGGAGCUUCUGAGGUUGGCACCCCUGCUCACAGAGGCUCAGUUGCUGAGGAAUGUUAUAGCUUGCUAUCAUCGUCGGACUUUUGACACUCUACACUGGAUCCUCCAUCAUGUCAACACAGGUCAACAGGUCUUUGCUGUUGUUGACUGGGUACUACACACAUACCUGAGGUACUCAGUACUUUCUCUCCUUGUAACUCCCUUUGUCUUAUAUUCACUCUGAUGGUGUAGUACUGAAUCUGAAGGUAAAGCAGAAAUAGGAGAGCAUUGCAUUAUAAAACAGCAAGGAAAAACAGGACAAACUCUGCUUUUCUCACAAAUAUUUCUCUUUAAAUAAAACCUCUCUAUAUAUAAUGGAUGAAGUAUUUAAAUGUACUGUCCAAAAACUAUUUAAUACAUUUGAUUAUUAAAAUACAGUGUUCUGUGGCAUCAGAUGAAAUGCUGAAGAUAGUGGCUUGAAAACUCUUUCCUAACCAAUCUUACACAAACCUAAAACAAUGGUCCUCCUAACCCCUGCCCCGGACAGUAUGCAUGAGGCAUGAGUUUUCUUGUUAAUACUACAAGCAUGCACAAAAUACCACAGUGUUGGUGUUUAAAAAAUAACUCUUGUUUUAAAGUAUUUUUCAUGUUCUAAAAUUAUUAUCGUAUUGUCUGAUCGCCCUAUUUGUUAGGAAGUUGGUAUCUAUGUUCACUAUGAAUUCUGGAACUUUAUGUUAUUGUAUAAUGAACAGAUCAAUACUGAGGAUUAGAUUCUACAAGAUUCUAGAUUGUGUUUAGGAGACUUUGUGUUUUUAUGAAACUAAUGUAUCAUUGCUAAUAUUAGCACAUUAUGUAGUUGUGCUAUUGUGAAAUGCCCUGUAAACAUAAAAAAGUCAGCAUUAUUUGCACAUUUAUUGUUUUCAGAAAUAAGGCAGUUAAUGCAGAGGAUAUACAAACAAAUAUUUAUUUAGAUAUAAUUUAAGAUACAUUUCAGAUACAAAACAAGCUAAAUUUCAGAUACAUUUUUGUAUAUUUGAACAACAGGAUUAAUCUCUCUUGUUUUAAUAAAGCUUUAAAAGAAAAACUAAUAUUGCCACCCACUGGAUAUAAAAUGCCCUCGCAAGUCAUCCUGGAACUGGGCCUGACUCUUUUGGGAUGUUUUUCUAGUAAGGAACUGUUAGGACAUCCUGACCUCUGGAAUGAGUCUAUACAAGCUGUAGACCUUCUCCUUCUGACAGACUGGAUUUCACAGGCUGAGAGGAAACUCCUGGCUGUUGUGCAGGAGGACCUAUUUACAUCACUGGGGAGGAUCCUGGAGAAUGAGGAGUCCAGUAGACAGGUGUGUGUCUCUGUGGAUGAGGCCUUCGUCCACGUGCAUCUGGAUGUCAUUCAGUGUAUUAAUGCUGUGCUGGAGAGAGCAAAUAUGCUGAGCCAAACCCUGAAGCUCAAGGUCCAAAGAGUAUGUUGGGAAGAGCUUAAGGACUUUGUAGAAAGGUAUGUCAUUGUUAAAAAGAAGCACCUUAAACAAAAAUCUAAAAUGGGUACAAUGCACCUCUUUAAGAUUACCAACACCUGCAAAGAACUCAGCCUGUAUGCUUCAGUUAUUGCUGUUGAUUACACAAGUUUAAAUGCAGAUCAAACCAUUUCACCACUUGAGGAAUUGGAAACUCUUGCUUUGAAGCUUCUCAUGGACAGACAAAUUCAACAUGCACAGAAAACAUUGGCAAAGUAUUUCAAAGGAGUGGAUCAGCAAAUGGAAAAUUUAAAAAAAGACUUUGAGAAACAUUUCAAAGGCCUUCCCAAGGACCUGGAUACGCAAAAGACUGUGAUCGACAAAGCCUAUCAGCAUAUUGUCUCUCUGUACCUCCAACACCUUGUGCAGAGUAACUAUGGGAAGCUGGUCAAAAGAUGGGAUGACAUUGGAGAAAGAGUGACACAGGAUGCUGAGCUCCUUCACGUGAUUUUCUCUGGCCUGAAUCCUGAUGUGAAACAGUGGAACCUCAUACUACUGAAAGUGGUCGAAGUGCUUAAUUGCGGCGAUGUAGAAAGCCUGAAGAUAAUAAUCUGUGUGAUACUGAGGGACUGCUUCAGUACAGGUACAGAGCACCUGCCUGCCCUGCUGCACUGGAAGGGAGGCCUGUCACGAAGACAGAUCCAGGAGGUAAUAGAGGCAAGCCAGGAUGUGUACCCCACUAACCUGUCUGCACCCUGGUAUGGCUGCCUUCUUUGCUGCUGACAGUGUGAACAGGGAAGUCUCAGACAGAAGACACCUGAUGACCCCACUCUAUGAACUCUGACCCUUAACCUUUCUACAAAACUUAACAAUAUUCUGUUCGCCUUUCUAAAUAGUCGACUCCGUUCACCCAUCUUGGGUACUCAAUGUUA
Esox lucius (northern pike) is the source of this 3043-nucleotide messenger RNA. RefSeq lists its product as uncharacterized. Gene Ontology annotation, cellular component: exocyst. The transcript is spliced from 9 exons. Gene Ontology annotation, molecular function: SNARE binding. The record is from RefSeq and is a predicted model, not a curated record. The coding region runs from base 1770 to 2894 and encodes 374 amino acids. NCBI's taxonomy places the organism in Eukaryota, Metazoa, Chordata, Actinopteri, Esociformes, Esocidae. Gene Ontology annotation, biological process: exocyst localization; exocytosis.